Molecule: messenger RNA, 1107 nt
Organism: Ostreococcus lucimarinus CCE9901
Lineage: Eukaryota; Viridiplantae; Chlorophyta; Mamiellophyceae; Mamiellales; Bathycoccaceae
Exons: 1
Coding region: 1-1107 (368 amino acids)
Cellular component (GO): cytosol; membrane; intracellular membrane-bounded organelle
Molecular function (GO): sterol binding
Source: RefSeq, a predicted model, not a curated record
AUGGAGGCGGAAUCUCGAGGAGGGUCGUUCGCGGCCAAGGCGAGGGCGUACGCGAAGGCGGUGACGGCGAUGGCGAGCGUCGCCGCGCGCGGUGGCAGGGUGGACUUGACGUCGUUUCUCGGGACCCCGAUUCGAUGGUGCGCGAGAAUAUCUCUGCUGCGAACGGUGACGGACAGCGCGAGCUCGGUGUCGAGCGACGCGCCGUCGCGCACGGUGCGAUUUUUUGAGAUGUUGAGACGCGUCGACGCCGAGCGAGACGACGCGGUGACGCGCUUCGCGGGCGUCGCUCUGGCGAUGAUCGCGGAGAUCGAGCCGCCGGCGUCGCUGAAAAAGCCGCUCAAUCCAGUGCUGGGGGAAACGGCGAUUCAUUCGGUGGUUUUCCCGAACGAGCGAUUCGAGAGCGUUUGGGAACAAGUGUCGCAUCAUCCGCCGAUUUCGGCGCAUUGCACUCGCGGAUCGAACGUCCGCGUGGAGGGUGAGUUGCGACCGAAACCGCACCUCGUCGGCGCGCACAUCGAAGUCGAGCUCGAAGGCGAGGCGAGAAUUACGCUGAUCGAUCGCGACGAGACGUACGUGAGCGAUUUACCGUCGUUUGAGUGGCGAUUCGUCCCGAGGUGGCAUUCGCGAAUGACGCGCAAGCGAAAGUGGUCGAUUCGAUGCGAAAAGACGGGUUUACGAGGCGAAUUUACGUACGCCGCGAAGCGUGGUGUUCGCGGUGUCGUAUACAGUACCUGGAGCGGUGCCGCCGUCUGCGAGAUCGAUGGGCGAUACGACGGCAGCGUCGUCGCGAAGAAAAUUUCGAGUGGCGAAGCCGUCGCUCGUUACGAUUUGGAAGACGCGAAAAGGUUCCGAGGGCAAAUCGUUCGACACACGCACCUCGACGACGAACGAGACACCGAAGUCGUGUGGAAAGAGACGUUUAAAGCGAUGGAGGAGAAUCGAUGGGACGACGCGAAAAACGCGAAGAAGCGUGUCGAGGAAUCCGAAAGAGAAAAGCGACGCGAGCGAGAGGCGCGCGGCGAAACGUUUGAGCCUCGAUUCUUCACGCUCGACGAGCGACUCGGACGAUGGGUUCGCGACACUCGCGCGCAAGUGGUGCUCUAUUGA